Messenger RNA from Stylonychia lemnae, 312 nucleotides. NCBI's taxonomy places the organism in Eukaryota, Ciliophora, Spirotrichea, Sporadotrichida, Oxytrichidae. The record is from the annotation of a GenBank genome assembly.
AUGCCAAUUGAUCAAACUUACUAACUAGUGAAGGUGUAGACAUCAAUGGUAGGAGUGAGUUGUCUAGAUAUAGGUUUCACCACAGCCUCUAGAUUUGUGAGCUAGAUCUUGCAGAGAUGGUUGGACAUGAUUCGAUAAGGCGUCACUUUAAGCUAUGGUGCAAGAGAGAGGUGGACCUGUGAGAAGAGUUUAAACUCUCAUCAUUGCCACUGGCAAUUUCAUCAUUGCUUGAUGAUAGUGGGUCCACGAAUUCAUUCAACUUGUUGCCAUACUGCAAGAGGUCCUCACUCUCAAAGACCAAACUCUUGUUGA